AGCACUCGUCUGAUUUUAGAAAAAAUCAGCUUAUUAAUCAAGAUUCCAGUUGACUUCAAUGGAACACAUUCCCAUCGAUAUUCAUGUAAACAAGUUACAAGAUUGGUUACUUACUCGAAAAGUAUGCAAAGAUAAUCCUGAUAAGUUGUUGAAUCUUAAAAAAAGUUUCAAACAACUUCAAACAAAAUUUAAAUCAGAUGUUAAAUUAAAAGAUACUUCUCUAUAUUAUGAUUGGAAAUUAUUUUUCAAUAAUCAAGAACCCAAAGAAACUAAAAAUAUGUUUGGAAAAUUUAACUCUGAUUAUAUGAAUGAAAUUAAAUCAUUAUUAGAUAGUUAUGAAAAAGAUAAUCUAUACAUAUAUGAGAUAGCAAGAAUUAUAGCUCAAAAUUGUAUAUAUGAAAUUCCCUAUCUAAAAAAAGAAAUAAAUAAAGCUCAGGAAUUAAAACAACAAUACCUAAAUAAAGAAAUUGAAUAUGGUAGCAAAGUAACAUCAUAUCAAACAGAAUUUAAAGAAAAAUGCAAAGAUAUAAAUAUCAAAGGUGAAAAUAUUAACUUAGAAUUAAAUCAAUGCCUUGAUAAGAUUCCUUCAACACUUAAUGAACUUUAUACAAAAGUUUUAGAUAUAAAAAAUGCUAACAAUUAUUACAAAGAAUUUUCAGCAGCUUUAGAUAGUUUCUCCACCAUUGACAAAGAUUCAAGUAUUAUCAAAGAACGACUCCCCAUAAUAAACUCUAUCAUACAUGGAAAACCCGAGAUGCUGAUACCCACCGAAAAAUACAACCUAUUAUCUAAUGGACAUGAAAAACAGCAAUCCUCACAAAAUGCCACUUUGGAAGAUACGAAAGCUUCGGAAGGUGGCGGGGAUUCUAACGAGGUAUUCACCAUCGAAGUCAUUGAUGAAGGAAUAGACAUUUCAACACCGGAAACGAAUGAAUCCGACCAAAAUGAGUACAAACUCGAGAAGACAAGACAAUUUUACGAAACUUUUCCACUCGGCAAAAAAGAUUUUAGAAACGCUUUAAUCGAUGAAUUGAGAGAGCUGGAAGCCUUCCUGUCCCUAAGGCUGGUUCUCAACUCACAGGAAAGUACGUCCGCGAAAGAUAACGAUGACUUAGCCCUCUCCCUUUUUGUUCAAUCGCAAAACCCUGUUUUUUCGGCGUUCGCCCACUUGCUGGAAAAGCACGAACAAAUGGACAAACAACAAACUAUCUCCGAUUACUCACAAAGCGUAAAAGGGGCUUUGAAUUUUGCAUUAAAUGAUCCCAAAGUUUCCAACCUGCUGCUGCUCUUAAACGAUAGAGAUUAUGUCAAAAAACUUUGCGAUAUUUUGAAUCGUAAGCUAUCGCUAUCGAAGAAAAUGGAGGAAGCAAAAUUGGAAGCUAGUUAUAAACGGACAGAGGCUGAAGAUACCUGUAAAGUGUUAGGCAAACAAUUGGAUCUUUGCUUCAAAACUAACAAAACCUUGAAACUUAAACUGGAAAAAGAAAUUUCAGUCAGGUAUCAAAACAGACCCGUCAACAUUAUAGGCAUGGUCUUUUCUUGAAAUCGAUUGGGAUAUGAACAUAGAAGCGAAUUAAUUUAUUUAAAAUAAGUAUUUUUGAUUUAUUUUGUAAACCUAAAGUUAUUAUUUAUAAAUUGUUAUCGUUUUUUUUAUUGGGCGCAAUAUUUUUUUAUAUAAAAAUUAAUAAAAUAUUUUAUUAUUUAUAAAAAGGAUUUAUAAAAUUUAGUAGGAUGAGCCAUUUUAUUAAAUUAUUCAAAAGAU
This is a messenger RNA of Gordionus sp. m RMFG-2023, 1762 nucleotides long. Its product is annotated as CDK5 regulatory subunit-associated protein 3-like. Gene Ontology annotation, biological process: regulation of mitotic cell cycle; regulation of cyclin-dependent protein serine/threonine kinase activity. NCBI's taxonomy places the organism in Eukaryota, Metazoa, Nematomorpha, Gordioida, Chordodea, Parachordodidae. Gene Ontology annotation, cellular component: endomembrane system. The record is from RefSeq and is a predicted model, not a curated record. The coding region runs from base 59 to 1543 and encodes 494 amino acids. The transcript is spliced from 13 exons.